AAGAGUUAAUAGCAAUGGAAUCGAGAUUGGAUCAUUACGAGAUCAUGGAACAAAUCGGCCGUGGAGCUUUUGGCGCUGCCAUUCUCGUUUAUCACAAGACCGAGAAGAAAAAGUAUGUGUUGAAGAAGAUCAGAUUGGCGCGGCAAACGGAGCGUUGUAGGAGUUCUGCACAUCAAGAAAUGGCACUUCUUUCGCGAAUUCAACACCCUUACGUUGUUCAAUUUAAGGAAGCCUGGGUUGAGAAAGGUUGCUAUGUUUGCAUUGUUACUGGAUACUGCGAAGGUGGAGAUAUGGCUGAAUUGAUGAAAAAAUCAAAUGGGAUCUAUUUCCCCGAGGAGAAGCUCUGCAAGUGGUUUGUGCAGCUACUUCUGGCAGUUGAAUAUCUGCAUUCAAAUUUUGUUUUGCAUCGUGACAUAAAGUGUUCCAAUAUUUUUCUUACCAAAGAUGAAGAUGUCAGGCUAGGGGAUUUUGGGCUUGCUAAAACUCUAAAGGCAGAUGAUUUGGCUUCCUCGGUGGUUGGAACUCCCAAUUACAUGUGUCCUGAACUGCUUGCAGAUAUUCCUUAUGGUUUUAAGUCUGAUAUCUGGUCUCUGGGGUGCUCUAUGUAUGAGAUGGCUGCUCGUCGCCAUGCUUUUAAAGCUUUUGACAUGGCAGGGUUGAUAAGCAAGAUAAAUCGUUCCUCUAUCGGCUCUUUGCCUUCUUGCUAUUCUCCAUCAUUGAAAGCAGUUAUCAAGGGCAUGCUAAGAAAGAAUCCAGAGCAUCGACCAAGUGCAUCAGAGCUUUUGAAGCACCCUUAUUUGCAGCCAUACGUUGAUAAGUAUAGUCCAUCAUUCAGCUUCCUUUCGAAGAACUGCUGCGUGGAUAAGCAUAUUACCACUGGUCGUGGUAAUAGGAAAAAUUUCGCCGAGAGUCAAAGUAAUGGUAAAUCCACUGACAUGGAUUCCAAUUCUAAGGAAGAAGAGAUCUGUUCCAUUAUAUUCACUGGUAAAAUUGAUGAAAAAGGAAUGCCGGAAUCUUCUCAGGUGGAACAGGGAUCUAAUGUUCCAUCAAAGCAACUAAAAACCAUCAAAAGCAUAGUAACGACUUUGAAAGAAGGGAAAGUAAGAGAAAGUGGUUCCCCUAUGAGAGGUAGCCGUACAAAAGCUGCAGGUGGAUUGACUCAAAGAAAUAAUAUAGAGGCGUCACCCAAAGUUCUCAAAUCUCCUGCUCCAACUCCAGGUUCAAAAUCUAAUGCAAAUACACCAACUGUUGCUUCAGCGAAAUUACUAUUAGAUUGUGCAAACAAGAUGCCGGGAUCACACCAUUUGAAGCAGCAGUUAGGUGUAAUUGAACCCUCUUCCCCUAAGACCAAACCUAGACAAGAAGGGUUUCUUCCACCUGCAAUGGGGAAACAUGUUGCUGAAGAUGAUCUGCCUUCUAAAAACAGAAUUACUUCCAAUGUUGCAAGAAGAUCAUCUGUUACAGUAAAAAUGAAGCAUGCUGGAAGUGAUGUUUCAAAUGGGGCAAGUAACAGAACCUUAGGAUCUUCAGAAGCAAACCAGGGUUGUGAGGCUAUUUCCCACCAACUGCCUAACGGUUACCCUACAAAUGCUUCUGGUGUGGUAAAACAAGACACUGAGAUAGCACUAAGUGGGGCUACCAAGACGGUGCAGACAGAAAACAGCACUUCUGUCUCACCUGCAACCUCAAUUCAAGCACUUGAGGUUUGCGAUGGUGCAACAACCACUUUUAUUGACACAACAAAACAGACGCAGGAUCAUCAGAUGAUUGCCGACAUCAAGAGCUUUGAAUCACAUCCACCAUGCUGCUCACCUGCUCUGAAAUCAGAGAUGCAUGAGGUUCUGUUGAAAGAAGGCUACAGAUUCGAUCAUGAAUCUGUCAUGUUUUCAACUGAAGAAUCUGGUCCAGCUCAGGCUCAUUUCACUUCAGUUGAUGAAAAAGCGAGUCCAGAUGCCCCUUUGGACCUUCCAUACUCGAUUUCUGAAGAAAAUUUUGUUAAUAAGGAUGAGACUACUGCAACCAGGACAAUUAGUAGGGAUGGUGCUCAUUUAAAGCAGACAUUUAGUAGGGAUGAUACUCCUUUAAGCCGAACAAGUAGUAGGAAUGAUUCCCCUAUGAGUAGCCCAAGUAGUAAAGGUGGUGCCCGUAUGAGCAGCAGCUCAAGCACUUGGGAGUAUGCUCCAAUUACCAGGCCAAGUAGCAGUAAUGAUGCUCCUAUAAGCAGUUUAAAUAUUAGAGAUGAUGCCCCUAUAAGCUGGUUAAGUAUUGGGGAAAAUUACCCUUUAAGUGGACCAACUGCUGGGGAAGAUUCCCCCACUAGAAGACUAAGUAGCAGUGAUGAUGCCCCAUUAAGCAGGUUAAGUAUAAGGGACGAUGCCCCUACAAGCAGGUUAAGCAUUGUGGAAAAUGUCCCUGUAACUUGGGAAGAUUGCCUCACCAUCAGGCUGGAUGAAACUAUGGCAGGCGGACCUAGUAGUAAGGUUGAUGUGAUGCUUCAUUCAAAUCUUUCUUUGCCUGCCAGUGGUGAGGAUAAGUUCACUAUAUUGGGACUUCCCUCAUCAAUUGCAGAAACUGUGCCUUGCAUUGCCUCAUCAAUUUCAUCCAGCCCGAAGAAUUCACAACCAGAUAGAGGAACAAAUGUGUGCGAUUCAACAGUCGAAACACCAGAUACUGCUUGUCCUCCAGCAUUUGAUGAUGAUGUUAUCUAUGUUAUAAGGCAAGGUAACUUCCCUGUUGGCAUUGAGCAGUCCCGUGAUGGAAAAGUAGAAAUGGGUGUUCAAAAUGUGGAUGUUGAGAAACUCAUAAAUGCUGCGAUGGAUGAAUUGGGUUCAAGAAAUAUUACUAGAGCAGUGACCCCUACAUCAAGUUUCUCUGAGGCAAUAAGUUCAACACCAAAUGUUUCGGAUGGUUCUGGUGACAAAGAAAUAGGUGGUAGGAACUCUAUUCCCUAUGGUGUUAAAGAAAUGGAUACUAGGUAUUGCACUUCCUCAUCUCCAGAACUCAUAAAUGUUGUGAGGGAUGAAUUGGAUAUGAGAACCAUAACUAGUCCAGUGGUUCUUAUGUCAAGUUGCUCUGAAGCUUUAAGUUCAAGAUUAAAUGCUUCAGAUUAUUCUGGCGUCGAAGAACUGGAUGUUAGGAACUCCAUUCCCUCUGGUGUUAAAGAAAUGGAUACUAGGAAUUCUGUUCCUUCAUCUCCAGAACAUGUAAAUGUUGCUAAGGAUGAACUGGAUAUGACAAAUACGACUAGUCCCGUGACAGUUGCGUCAAAUUUAUUUGGAGCUUUAAGUUCAACCCCAAAUCCCUCUGGUGUUAAAGAAAUGGAUAUAGGCAACUCCAUUUCUUCAUCUCCAGAACCCAUAGAAGUUGUGAGGAAUGAAUUGGAUAUAAGAAAGUCGACUAGUCCAGUGACCGUUACAUCAAAUUUCUCUGAAACUUCAAGUUCAACACCAAAUAUUUUGGAUUAUUCUGGUGUCAAAGAAAUGGAGGGUAGGAACUCUGUUCCCACUGGUGCUCAAGAAAUGGAUAUUGGGAACAUCAUUUCCUCAUCUCCAGAACCCAUGAAUGUUGUGAGGGAUGAAUUGGAUAUAAGAAACAUGACUAGUCGAGCAAUCCUUGCAUCAAGUUCCUCUGAAGCUUCAAGUUCAACACCAAAUAUUUCGGAUUGUUCUGGUGUCAAAGAAAUGGAUGUCAGGAAUUCCGUUCCCUCUGUGGUUCAAAAAACGGAUGUUGUGAACUCCAUUUUCUCAUCUCCAGAACCCAUAGAUGUUGUGAUAGAUGAAUUCAAUGUGAGAACCAUGGCUAGUCCAGUGACCCUGGCAUCAAGCUGCUCUGAAGCUUUAAGUUCAACACCAAACGUCUCAGAUAAUCCUGGCGUUAUAGAAACGGAGGUUAGGAACUCCAGUACCUCAUCUCUAAAAUCCAAGUCAUUGGAGCCUGUGAAGACACCGGCAAAGGAAACUUUGGAUGUCAAUUCUUUUAGGCAAAGGGCAGAAGCACUUGAAGGGCUUCUUGAAUUGUCAGCUGAGUUACUGCAUCAAAACAGAUUGCAAGAGCUCUCCGUCGUUUUGAGGCCUUUCGGCAAAGCUUUGGUGUCCCCAAGGGAGACGGCGAUCUGGUUAUCAAAGAGUAUGAAAGGAAUGAUGACUGAGGACCGCGAACGGAGUUCAUGAAGUACCUGUUUCCGGGAUGAGCUUUCUUUUUCUCUUUGCUAACUUAUUCACAUUGCUGUUGUAUUUGUUAACUCCUUAAUCACAACGUUUAUCU
Hibiscus syriacus is the source of this 4263-nucleotide messenger RNA. RefSeq names its product serine/threonine-protein kinase Nek5-like. Bases 15 to 4169 code for a protein of 1384 amino acids. Lineage: Eukaryota; Viridiplantae; Streptophyta; Magnoliopsida; Malvales; Malvaceae. Gene Ontology annotation, molecular function: ATP binding; protein kinase activity. The transcript has 14 exons. Gene Ontology annotation, cellular component: cortical microtubule. Gene Ontology annotation, biological process: microtubule-based process; protein phosphorylation. The record is from RefSeq and is a predicted model, not a curated record.